AUGAAUUUAGUUAAAAAUGGCGCUAAUCUACCAUAUUAGCAUAAGCUAGAUAUUAUGGAUACUAAAGUUCACUUUCCAAUUAACUAACCUUAUCCUUAGCAAGUGAAGUAUAUGCACAGAGUUAUAGAAGCAUUAACUUAAAAUAAUGGUUAAAAUGCCUUACUUGAAAGUCCUACUGGCACUGGAAAAACUUUGUCACUUUUAUGUGCAUGUUCUUCUUGGUUAAAGGAGGCAAGAGAAAGAUGGUUUGAAGAAAAUAAAGAAAAAUUAAGACACUUCGAUAGCUAUGGUCAAUAAAUUUCCAAUGAAGAAUAUAAAGCAAUAUUAAUGGAUUAAAUCCCUUAAAAGCCGAAAAUAAUCUUUGCUUCAAGAACACAUUCUUAACUUGAAUAAAUCUAUAAAGAGAUAGACAAACUUCGUUAUGAUUUGAAAACUAUAACAAUAGGUUCUAGAGAUUAGUUUUGCAUAAAUGAUGAGAUUGACAAGAACUUGGAUAACUCUUAAUUUAAAAGUGUGAUGACAUACGAUAUUUUAGUAGCAAAUAGUAGAUUCUAUAACAAAAAGUACUGUCUGAAAUCAAAGAACUAUAAAUGGAAUCUUCAAUAGGAGAGGAAAAAGAAAGAAAUGCAGAACAUGAUGAUAGAAUACAUUCUCAAAUUCAUGGCUUUGCUUAGUAAAAGAACAUCAAUGGUAAAAGCUAGCGAGAUAAAACUAAUGAGAAAAUUAGAAAUUUAACUAGUAAAGUUAAUGAAAUAGCUAUGA
Stylonychia lemnae is the source of this 762-nucleotide messenger RNA. The record is from the annotation of a GenBank genome assembly. NCBI's taxonomy places the organism in Eukaryota, Ciliophora, Spirotrichea, Sporadotrichida, Oxytrichidae.